AUGCCUCCUAACAACCGCGCAUCAUGGCUCAUGGCCAAACAAUCACCCAACAGCGUUGUAGACGUUGCACCAUACACCACUCCCUCAGCUAAUGAACUCGUCAUCAAAACCAAAGCGAUAGCCCUGAAUCCAGCCGAUGUCGGCAUCCAGAAACUCGGAAUUCUCUUGAAUGACUACCCGGCAAUUCUAGGCUGCGAUUUCGCCGGGGAGGUCGUGGAAGUUCACCCCACCCUGGCUGAAGUGUAUACUCCCGGUGAUCGUGUCAUUGGUGCAGCCGGUCCAUUGAACAGGAAGGACGGCAAGUACUGUUAUUCGGCCUUCCAAGAAUAUGUGGUUCUGAAGGUGCCUUCCAUUGCCAAAAUCCCCCAUGGGGUGGCAUACGAGGAUGCCGUUGUAUUGCCACUGGGAAUGAAUACUGCUGCUAGUUGUUUGUUUGCGGAGCAGAACCUUAGGCUGGGGGUGCCUUCUAAUCAUGGGACAAGUGUAAGUAGCAGUGUGGGUGCGUGUGGUGUGCAAAUGGCUAGCCAGGCUGGCUAUGAGGUUGUCGGGGUGGCGAGUAAGAGGAAUCAUGAGAUUGUUAGAGGACUUGGAGCAAGCAUGUGUUUUGAUCAGAGCGAUUCGACGCUCAUUGAUGAUAUUGUGACAUAUCUGAGGGGUAAAGAGGUGGUUGGGGCUUAUGGGGCUGUUGCGAGUGAUUCGGAUUUGGAUGCUAUGUGCGAAAUCCUCGACAGGUGUGAUGGGAGGAAAUUGGUGGCAUCGGAGAUACCAGGUGCAGAGCAAAAGGCAACGAAAGGUGUGCAAAUUGUCACUAACUUCGCCACGGAUAUAGGUCAAAGUGGGGUUGGAAAGGCUAUCUGGCAAUGGCUGACUAUAGCCAUGGAAGAGGAAUGGAUAAAGUAUAGGCCGCAGCCAGAGGUUGUCGGGAAAGGGCUAGGGCGUAUACAGGAGGCUAUUGAUCUGUUGGCUGAAGGUGUUAGUGCGAAGAAGUUAGUCGUGUCUGUAUAA
This is a messenger RNA of Aspergillus caelatus, 1005 nucleotides long. RefSeq names its product zinc-binding alcohol dehydrogenase family protein. The record is from RefSeq and is a predicted model, not a curated record. The transcript is spliced from 2 exons. NCBI's taxonomy places the organism in Eukaryota, Fungi, Ascomycota, Eurotiomycetes, Eurotiales, Aspergillaceae. Bases 1 to 1005 code for a protein of 334 amino acids. Gene Ontology annotation, molecular function: oxidoreductase activity, acting on NAD(P)H.